Falco peregrinus (peregrine falcon) is the source of this 4689-nucleotide messenger RNA. It is a transcript of the gene NEURL1, whose product is annotated as neuralized E3 ubiquitin protein ligase 1. Bases 218 to 1936 code for a protein of 572 amino acids. The record is from RefSeq and is a predicted model, not a curated record. Gene Ontology annotation, molecular function: ubiquitin protein ligase activity. The transcript has 6 exons. Gene Ontology annotation, cellular component: postsynaptic density; plasma membrane. Gene Ontology annotation, biological process: nervous system development; negative regulation of Notch signaling pathway. Lineage: Eukaryota; Metazoa; Chordata; Aves; Falconiformes; Falconidae.
CCCCGCCGUACCGAGCCGCGGCGGAGCCGGCGCGGCCCCGCGGAGGGCGACGGCACCGUGGGGCAUGGGGCCCGGCGGGCGGCGGGCGGCGGCGCUCCCGGCGGCCGGGUGAGCGCGGGGGACGCCGGAGGAGCGCUGCUCCCCCCCGCCGCUGCCACCGCCACAGCCCCCGGGCACGGACCUUGCGCGGUGUCGCCCGCCCGGCUCGGAUGUCGCCAUGGGGAGCCGCUUCUCCAGCAUCCCCGCGCUGCCCCGCGGCGGCCAGGGCCGCCUGCACCGCGCCCGCCACCACCACCUCAAAGAUUCCAUAGGCGGGUCGUUUUCGGCUUCUUCCCACCGAUGCCACCACAAGCAGAAGCACUGUCUCCCCAUCCCGCAGUGUGGAGUUCUGUCCAUCAGCCCUCUGCUUUUCCAUCCUCACACAAAGGGGUCCCAGAUCAUCAUGGACACGACACAGAAGGCAGUGAAGCGCCAGGCUAGCUUCUGCAAUGCCAUUACCUUCAGCAACAGGCCCAUCGUUAUAUAUGAGCAAGUCAGGCUUAAGAUCACUAAAAAACAGUGUUGCUGGAGUGGGGCUCUUCGACUCGGGUUUACUUCAAAGGAUCCAUCAAGGAUUAACCCUGACACUCUGCCGAAGUAUGCAUGCCCUGACUUGGUUUCCCAAAGUGGUUUUUGGGCCAAGGCUCUUCCAGAAGAGUUUGCAAAUGAGGGAAACAUCAUAGCCUUCUGGGUGGACAAGAAAGGACGGGUUUUCUAUCGGGUGAACGACUCCACUGCGAUGCUCUUCUUCAGCGGCGUAAGGACAGCAGAGCCCCUCUGGGCUUUGAUUGACGUCUAUGGCCUCACUCGCGGAGUACAGCUCUUAGACAGUGAGAUCGUUCCCCCAGACUGCCUGCGGCCCCGCUCCUUCACCGCCAUCCGCCGGCCCUCGCUGCGGCGGGACACGGAGGACACACGCCUCUCGGUCAGCCUCUGCGACCUCAACCUGCAGGAGGAGACCUUCCACGUGACAGCCACCACAUGUCCCAUUCCGCAGAACUCCCUCAACUCACAGCACUCCCACCUCCUCCCCUCCCAGCUGGAGAGCGACCUCCGCUUCCACCACCUGCGGGGACCCCACGUCAAAAUCCUUGACGACCAAACCGUGGCCCGUCUGGAGCAUGCCCGAGAGGAGAGGACUUUGGUUUUCACCAGCAGACCCCUUCGGAUCAACGAAACCAUUUUUGUCAAAAUCAACAAGUCCAACGCUGUGCGCACGGGGACGCUGUCCUACGGGGUGACAUCCUGCGACCCCAGCACCCUGCGCCCCAGCGACCUCCCCUAUAACCCCGAGUCCUUGGUCGACCGAAAGGAGUUCUGGGCCAUCUGCCGAGUCGUGGUGCCCCUCCAGAGUGGAGACAUCCUGGGAUUUAUGGUGAAUUCGGAUGGUGAGCUGCACUUGAGCCACAACGGUGCUGGCACUGGUAUGCAGGUCUGCACGGACUGUUCCCAGCCCCUCUGGAUGUUCUUCGUUUUACACGGCGCGGUCAUGCAGAUCCGAUUGUUGGGUUCCACCAUAUUAGCAGAGCGGCUGGGACUGUCCACACCAAGCUCACCCACAUCAACACCCAGUUCCCCCACCAUCCUCUGCAGCGGUGUCUCUGGCCCCAUAUUGUCUACGUGUGGCUCUGGCCCCCUCUGCAGCUCUAUCAGUGGCACAGCUCCCAACUCUCCAAUCAGCUUGCCUGAGUCACCCAUCUCCCCGUCCGUCUCUGGGCCCUGGGGAGAUGAAUGCACCAUCUGCUACGAGAACAUGGUAGACACAGUCAUUUACUCCUGUGGACACAUGUGUCUCUGCUAUUCGUGUGGGCUGAAGCUCAAGAAGAUGGCCAACGCUUGCUGCCCCAUUUGCAGACGGGCCAUCAAAGAUAUCAUCAAAACCUACCGCAGCACUUAGAGCAGCAGCAGAUGCUGUGGUGGGGACUGGGCAGGUGGGGAGGAGGCUGUGAAACAACACAGGUCUUGGUCUCUGUUCAUCAUCCAGGAGAUUCAAAAAACAUCACCCACCACCACCCUGAUCCCCUCUUCCACGGACAACAGAUGAGACAAGCUUAGACAUUGCUCUUCUACCCUCCAAGCAAGCCCUGGGGCUGAACUCCAGCGUGUCAGGGAAGUUGUGAUGGACUACUCUCCCUUGUGGAUUUUAAACUUUAUCUCAAAAAAAACCAAACAACCAAUCAGCUGGUGCAAUCAUCCCUUUUCUAUACCACGCACAGUGGAGGGGAGUCUCUAAUGUUUAGCAGGCACAGCAAGUGGUAAAAGGUUCAGUGUUACACAUCUCCUUCUGGAGACACCCCGCAUGCAGAGGACAGCUUAGCAGCAGAGGAGGAACAAGCAACAUGUUUCCGUGUACAACCAGCCUGACUGUAGGAAGCCCCUUAGAAAGGAGGGAGCGAGGCAAGCUUUGACCCAGCGAGGGAGGUGCAGUGAGCACAUUCUCAGUGGAAAGGUUCGGGUCAGUGCAGAAAAGGACCCAGGAUGUGUGAAGCAAAACCCACCCCGUGUCUGCAGGCAGAAAAGCAGCCCCUUGAGGCUGUUCCUUGCUCCUCCCUUACCAUUCCCUGGCAGAGGCAUUCAGAGCGGGUUUGGCAGCCACCACUGGCACUGGCCUUUCUCCCUCCCAGCAGCAUCCAGCCACCUCCCGAUGCCAGCCAUUCCGCUGCAUGACGAGCAGCUCUCAAACACCCACUGCCCAUCUUGCACGUGGUCUCCACGCAGCACAAGGGAUGCAGCAGCAUCUCUGCCCCAUGGGCGUGCAGGAGAGGGACAUGUGGCUCCCUCACUUUUCCUCCCCCUACCAUCCAGACAGUACUUGUGAGGGAGAAAAUAAAUUUUAAAAAAGAAACAAAAACCCCAGCCUCACUGGGGAAGAAUGUAUAAACCCACAUGUCUGUGGGUUUCAUUUACUGGUAACUUUAUCACUGUGCUUUAAGACAAAAUCAGCCAGGUGGUACCCGGCCCUGCACAGCCAGCCCGCUGGCAGGACGUGGCUGUCCUUAUGUGUUAGGAAGAAAAGAAAGAAAAAAAAAAUAGCUUGGGGGGAUGGUUUUCUUUGGUUUAUUUAAUCCACUUACCUUCCGCCCCAGUUGAGAACCCCUGCUGUCCCCAGACAGAUGCCUGCAGUGGCAGCCCCCAUGGCUGUCGUGACAACUGCUGCUCCGUCAUCCCAUGGCCACUGGCUGCCCCUGGGCCCAGGCAGGCUGGCUCUGCAGCAGAAGGGGGUGCCCGUCUUCCCUCCAGCCCCAUCCUGCUGCCUUCCAGGAGCCAGAGACAGUGUCUGGGCCCUGGCGGGUGACUGGGGUGCAGCAGCGAUGGUGUUUGCCCUGCCACAUUGCCCAUCAGGGAAGGCUAUGGAGUUGCACCCCUCCUGCUGAGCCUUUUCCUUCGCACUAGUAGUGUACGGCCACUGAUAGGAUGCAGGGGAACAGCAUGGCAUAGGGAUAAAAGCAUUUAACAUACAGAGCUGCUCGUUGCAGGGGGCAUCGUGCCCCCCCUGGGCAGCAGGCAAGUGAAGGAGCACUCGCAGAGCCUGCUCCUGAGAGCACCUGGAAAACAUGAUAUCCUCGCUCUGUCCUCUUGAGGAAAUGAAAAAGAGAGGCUGCUAGCUGGAGACCACACUGCAGAGCCUUUCUCUAAAGGCACUGCCAUCACUGCAGCCUGCCACAGGGGUCUGCAGCUACCCCCAGCCCACCCCAGCGGGCAGUAUUAACUUGAACGCUGAUAUUCUGGUUACAGGGAUUUGUGUUAAUUCUUUGCGUGCUCUCAUGUACACCCCUAACCCAUCCUGCCCUGCCCUGCCCUCCAGGCUGACUGCCGAAAGCCCCAGAGCACAGUGGCUCCUGCACCCAGAUGCCCUCAGUGAGGGGUGGGGGGACACCGGGGUGGCACAAGCUUGGGGGAAGGACAGUGGCCAUGCCAGGCGCAUGGCUGGUCCGCAGGCACGCAGCCAGCCCCCAGCUUGCCCGAGGAUGAGGACAGAGCUGUGACUGGCAGGCACCCGCAGCCUGUUGUAGUAGUUACACAAACUCCAGUGCAAAGAUUUUGGAAAGAAGGAACCUGAGGGGUAGGAAAAUGUCGAUGAAAGAGUGGAUGUGGGGAAACGUGCAAUAAGCAGCCUCCGGAGCCUUCACCACACCCGUGGGACCGGUACCCCUCCACGCAAGGCAAGCCAAGCCAAGGGGUAUGUUUUAUUUUUCAAGAAAUUCCAUCCAUGGGUACCAGUGCAGUAGUGUGAAUUCCCUUUUCACCUUUUGAAUUCAGAGUGUUUUAAUAUAUACCUGUGUUUGUUUUACUGUGGACCAAACUCUAGGAGUUAGCAGAAGCUGAAAGCUCCCCCAGCAUCCGAACUCGAAAAUUGGGGUUAGGUCCUGCUCCCAGCAUCAGAUGGCCUCCAGCUGUGAACAGGGAGGAGGAGAGCAAGGUGAUUGCCAGGGAGAAAAAACAACAGCAAAAGCAGUAACAGUAACAACGAUCCUAACCUUUUGUUUUGUUUGACUGGUGUAAGUUCCCACUUACCUCCGUGCUCUUGUGUCAUUUGCAUUUCAUUGCUUUACUUUAAGGUGUUUUGUGUUCUGUUUAAAGAGAAGAAUAACUCAUUGUGAAAAAUUGGAUAACUGUGAUUGUGAAUAAAGUUGAUUUAGGUAUCCUGCA